AUGACAACAUUAUCGAGAAGAAAUGUCCCCAAGCUUCUAUCCACGGUGGGCGGGAAGCCGCAUGCAAACGACAAGGAUCAUGAAGAGACAUACCAGCCGGAAGGACCAAAGAAAACCAAGCUCAAAAAAGAAAGGGAGGAGGAAGAGCGACUUCUCAACGCUGAACCUGAAUCUGAGUCUGACGAUGAUUUACAAGCCCCGCCACCUCCACCACCCACCAAAGACGUUACAGGCAUGCCUGAUACUGCACUGAAGACUGCACCGAAAGCAUCCAGCAGGAGAAAGCCUACUCGAGUACAGGCUCCUCGUCAAGGCACAUACCAAGCUGGCAAAGCAGAUAAAGCCAAGAGAGAACUCGAGGAAGAAAAGGAAAACUCGACAGCUCCUCAAUCUGACACAGGCUUCGAUUUUGACAUCAUGGCAUUCCCAGAGAAAACAUCGAAGGGGCAGAAGACACAAUAUGGCGCCAAGGCCAAGCCUGUCCGUAAUCUUCAUGGCAGAGCUGAUAAGAAUCGCAUUAAUACACAAGAGAAGAAAGCGAAUGUUUACGGAAAGACGAAUCACGUUCAGAAGGCCGAAAUCGAAUCAGACAACGAUGAUGAUAGUGACGCAUGUUCCAUGAAAAGCAACAACGAUGCAGGGAGAGAGACGAUUUCAAAACCUCCCAAGCGCACAAGACCCUCCACUCUAGAAGAUGACGAACUAAGAGAUCUUAGCGAUCCCACUAACAAACGAUCCAAGACGUCUUCCAAUCCUGCCCGACUGCUUGAGCAGCUCGGUGAUUGGAAGGAGGGUCAGUCAUCCCCGCCUGACUCUAAUACCCCACGGGAAGACCUCGAUAAGAUGGACGCAUACGUGGCUGAACUCAAGGAAAUGACUGAAGUUACACAAUGCGUGAUAUGUGAAACACCGGUCGACGAAAACGUUUAUGCGGAGUUUUGGUACGGGAAACCAACUACCGUUAAAAAUCAGACCGCGUUCUGUAGUACGCACAAGAGGAUAGCGGCAAAUGAAGAGUAUGAGAAUGCAGGCUACCCGAAGAUUGACUGGGAUGCACUGCCUCGGCGGGUCAAGAAACACAGAAAGGAGCUUUACAAGGUGCUCACCAACGACCGAUCAAGCAGGUACAGGGACCGCUACGAACCCAUCGCACUGACUGGAAAGGCCGGGGCAAUACGCUCCAGGCGAAAAGACAGACCACAGGACGAGCAAGACGAAGAUACAUCCUUUGUCCUUGAUGACUGCAAUACUUACCCCGGCUACUACGGACCCCGCGGUCGACGUGCAAUCACCGAGACCAUCAUGAAAGAGCUGCGAAAUGAAAUCAAAAGCUGCACAGACGCCGUGGUUCAAACCUCCGGCCCAGCGGCUUUCGUGCAGGCUGUGCUUGUCCCUGAAGUUGCCGUCUUGCUGAUCAUGGAGGAUUGCAUGGUCGACGGAGAGGAAGCCGAGCAGAUUAGAGAGAACACGUACGACAUGGGUUUGCAUCUGCAUGAGGAGAUUGAGGAUGAGGUGGAUGUGCAGGAUGAGAGCGAUGACGAGAACGAGUAUCGUCACAAAUGA
Dothidotthia symphoricarpi CBS 119687 is the source of this 1563-nucleotide messenger RNA. RefSeq lists its product as uncharacterized. Bases 1 to 1563 code for a protein of 520 amino acids. Lineage: Eukaryota; Fungi; Ascomycota; Dothideomycetes; Pleosporales; Dothidotthiaceae. The record is from RefSeq and is a predicted model, not a curated record. The transcript has 3 exons.